Messenger RNA from Abrus precatorius (Indian licorice), 3713 nucleotides. RefSeq names its product DNA topoisomerase 2-binding protein 1. Gene Ontology annotation, biological process: mitotic DNA replication checkpoint signaling; DNA replication initiation; mitotic G2 DNA damage checkpoint signaling. The transcript is spliced from 17 exons. The record is from RefSeq and is a predicted model, not a curated record. Bases 109 to 3006 code for a protein of 965 amino acids. Lineage: Eukaryota; Viridiplantae; Streptophyta; Magnoliopsida; Fabales; Fabaceae.
ACGCACUCGCCACUCAUUUCCCUCUCUUCUCCAAACUCAUUCCACGAAACACAAAUCACUCUGAAUUAGAGUCUCAUUCUUCAAAAGUCUUCGAAGAAAAAGAAAAAGAUGCUGAAGGCGAAGGCAUUCCAAGGCGCAAACGUGUUCAUGUCGCGAAAUCUGGUGCCACCCGAAGUCUUCGAUGCGCUCCAUGACGCCGUCAAAGAUAACGGCGCCCAACUCCACCUCUGCUGCGACCCUUCCCGUAACGGCCCCAACGAUUACCACAUCAUUUCUUCCAGUAAACACGAGAAGUUCGAUGAUCUCAAAUCCAAGGGCUGUAAAUUGCUCGGUCCUAGAUGUGUUCUUUCGUGUGCGAAAGAACGAAGGCCUCUGCCUAAACAAGGCUUCACUUGUUGCCUUGCCAUGGAUGGCGUAAAAGUACUCGCGUCUGGCUUUGAUAUGGAUGAGAAGGUUAAGAUAGAAGAGUUAGUGCUUGAAAUGGGGGGAGCUUUACACACUAAAGCAUCAUUGGAUUUGAACUUUGUCAUUGUUAAAAAUGUUUUAGCUGCAAAGUACAAGUGGGCUUUGAAUGUAUUGAAGAAACCAAUAGUCACUUAUGAAUGGUUAAAACAAUGCUCAGAUGAGCAUCGUGUUGUUCCUCAAGAGUCAUACAAGGUCCUUCCUUUCUCUGGGUUAAAGAUUUGUGUUACUGGAAUCCCAGCAGAUAAGCGUAAAGAGAUGGAGAAGCAUAUUUUACAAAAUGGUGGAAAAUACUCUGCAGAACUGACAAAGAAGUGCACACAUUUGAUUUCUGAGGCUCCUGAAGGUGACAAAUAUAAGGUGGCAAAACGUUGGGGCCACAUUCAUAUUGUGACAAAGAAAUGGUUUGAUCAAUCUAUUGCUCGAAGAGCAUGUUUGAGUGAGGAGUUCUUCCCUGUUCAGAAUGGAUGUGUAUCUUCACAUAAAGUAACCAGGGACUCAACAAUGCAGCAAAGCCAAGAAAACGAUAUUGGAAAAUUGCAAUCUGCACCAUCCUCAGGUGCUACAGUUUCAAAUAUGCCAGUUUUUCCCUGUGCUGAGUUUAUGGAUAGAGAUCUAGAAGCUACAGUGUCAGAUGACGUGUCCUCUGUUCGAAAUGCUCCUUUAUUUGUUAAAGAGGCAGAUGCUGAAGUGUCUCCAUUGCAGACCACCAAUGAAUUGAACUUUGAUGGUGCUCUUGCCAAUGAUUCUGAAUCUGAUGAUAAUGACCUUUACUUAUCAGAGUGCAGAAUAUUACUAGUUGGCUUUGAAGCUUGUGAGAUGCGGAAAUUAGUUAGUAUGGUGCGUAGAGGUGGAGGUUCCCGGUAUAUGUUUUUCAAUGACAAGUUGACACACAUCGUAAUUGGGAAUCCUACUGAAAUGGAAAAGAAGGAUGUAAGGAGUCUUGCUGCUUUAGGUGUAAUUUAUGUUGUUAAAACUUCUUGGCUUGAAGAUUGCGACCGUGAAAAGAAAGAAGUCCCUGUUCUUAGGAGACAUGUUGCACUUGAUCUAUUUCAUCCCAAAGCAAGCUUGGUAAAAGGAGCAGUGACCAGCAGUAUGUCCAUGGAUCAUGGUAAAAGCUCCAGCUUUCAUCAAAGCUCGCAGAUUGAUCGGGUGGACUUUGGAGUUGUAAUGCUGGAAUGUUUGGAGAAACAAAAUGAAGACAAAACUGAUAUGGGGUUCAGUAAAACAAUGGGCAGAACUAUGCUGCAAAAUCAACAUCCUGAUAAUAAAUUGGGCACACAAAAGAUGACACAACAUGACUCCAGUCUUCAAUAUGCAAAGUCAACAAAUGUUUUUAUGGGGAAAAUAUUUUGUUUCUCAAACUUAUUUCCUGAAGAAAGGAGAGCUGAGAUUGUUCAAUGGAUAAGUCAAGGGGGAGGAGAGAUAAUAAGUGGACAAACAAAACAUAGCGUCCACUAUACUAUUGAGUGUCAUGGUGUAACACCCAUGCGAACAGGUGAUUCCAAAUGCUCAUAUAUUUCCAGUCAUUGGAUACGAUCUUGUUUGGAGGCUGGAUCCUUGCUGGAUGUUGACAGUCACAUUCUAUAUUCUCCACUUCCCUGCCAUAUUCCCUUGCCUGGAUUUGAAAGCUUCCGGUUUUGUGUUUCACAGUAUGAGGAGAAAGAAAGAAUUCUACUGAGGAACUUGUGUUUUGUUCUGGGAGCUAAAUUUGCAGAGAAAAAGUUUAGUAAGAAGGUUACCCAUUUGUUGUGUAAAUUCACUAAUGGGCCCAAGUAUGAGGCUGCUUGUAAAUGGGGGAUCCAAACAGUUACGUCUGAGUGGAUAUUUGAAUGUGUCAAACAGAAUGGAGUUGUUGCCAUUGAUCAAUUUUUACCAAAAGAAGUCACUGCUCAAGACCAGGAGGCAGGAAUUUGCACUGUUAGUCAAUUUCCUACCCAGGCUGUUCAAAUGAUAAGUGAUAUGUCCUCCCAGUCCUCACAAAAUUUGAGAAACACAGCAAAUAAAAAUGUAGGUAGUGGAGUUAAUAAUCAUGGGCCUGAUUUUAGGAUACCAAAUAUUUAUAGCAAAAAGGCAAGGCUUGUGGAAGAACCUUGCGUAUCCAAUAAGAUGCCUUCUGCAGUAAGUUCAAGUAUUCCUGCCUAUGACAAUUUUUCUGAAGACAAUAUGCUUAAAGAUGCUGGGCAGGUUUGUCAUGCUAUUCCUGAUGUUGCUGCCGCAAUUGAGGACUUGUUAGAGCAAACAAACAAGAUGCAUGAUCACAGACUGACAGGGUGUGAGACAGAUAUUUAUCCAUCUGCUGAUAGUUCAGUCCUUCCUGAAGAUAAUUCAAAUCCUCGUACUGUCUUUGGAUUGUCUAAACACUGGUUAAACAGAAGUGGCAGAAAAGAUGAUAAUGGGGAGACUUCUCAAGACUUAAGAGCAGGAAUAUAUGGUGGUUUUAGUGAAACACAGACAGAAUCUCAGGUUGUUAGUUAUGAAGAAGAUUUAUCUGGGAGGCAAAUGCUUAUAGAUAGAGUCCGAACUCGAAGUAGCAUGCACUGAACUAAGACAACACCAUUGAAGGAAGAUUUCAGUGGACAAUUAUCCUCAUUUGAUGGUAUAUCUAAGCUUACAAUCUAGUGCACAAGAAUCUGUCUUUUCCUGAAUUAAAAAAAAAAAAAAGCCUCAACCUUGGUCCACCAAUCAAGGAAACAUCAGCAGCAGGUUAGUAUAGAAUGCCAAUAUCAAUUAUAUUCGCAUACCUACAUGUUUCAACAUGUUGAGUUUGGUUUUGGGAAAUAUCACCCUAAUUCCUUAGAAUUAGGUUGGAAAAAUGUAAAGAAAAUGACUGGUGUUCUAAUCAAUUUUCUUGUACCUAAAAAAUCAAAAUAAGAGAUCAGCCAAGUAAAAAGGAAUAAGUAGUUACUGAAUCAUGGCCACCUUGUACAAGUUUACCAGCUUGUCAAGUAAAGUAAGAGUCUAUUGUUAUGUUAAUGGGAAGGGGCAGAAAAAAGGGGAUAACCAUGUAGAAAGUUGUAUAAACGAGUGCUUUUUGUUGGCAUGUGUGCUUUGAUUGGAUAAGCAGGAUGCUUUUAAAAAUUCUCAAAUUCACCACAUUUCUGGUGAAACAUUUAAUAGCUUCUCAUCUGGUGUCAGUUUUUCUGUAGUAUUGAUUGUGGCAGCUUUCAUUUCUACUUUUGUUGACAUUGUGGUUGCCAAGAAACACUUAAUGUUAAGAAUGUAAAACUUCAAUGUAGUAGCUCACAUUG